AUGGCUUACUCCACAGCUUUACCAGAGAGCACCACGUUGGAAUCUGCCGCAUCUGAAACAGCGACUUCUCCCCCAGAGAGGACAGAGCCCUCCACCUCUUUUCCAGCAAGCUCCAUAAUUACUAUUAGUACUUCAGAAAUCGCUCCUCAACUUCCAACUACAAGAGAAUACUUAACUACUUCUCAAGAGACCACCACUUUUGAAUCUGCCACAUAUGAAACAGCCACUUCUCCCCCAGAAAGCACAGUGCCUUCCGCGGCGUCAGCAGGGAGCAGCAUAAGUUCUACUCUUUCAAAAAGCAUCACACAAACUCCCGAGAAUACAGUGUCCUCCAUAUCUUUGCUAGCGAGCUCCAUAAUUACUAGUAGUACUUCCGAAACCACUACUCCACUUCCAAUUACAACAGAAUACUUAACUACUUCUCCAGAGUCGACCACGUUUGAAUCUGCCACAUCUGAAACAGCCACUUCUCCCCCAGAAAGCACCAUGCCUUCCACAGCAUCAGCAGGGAGCAGCAUAACCUCUACUCUUUCAGAAACCAUCACACCAACUCCCAAGAGUACAGUGUCCUCCACACCUUUCUCGGAGAGCAUCUUCAUGACAUCAAGCUCCCCACACACCACCCCUCCUGCUUCCGAAAGCACAGGGCCUUCAACAUUUCCAACAGAGAGUUCAAAAGUUCCUUCUAUCUCCCAGCAGACCACCUCGUCUCCUCCAGAGAGCAUAGUACGUACAACAGCUUCAGAAAAGAGCAGCAUGAUGACUUCUAGUAGUAUUGAAACCAUGAGUGCUAUUCCAAAGAGCACGGCAUACUCCAGAGCUUUACCAGAGAGCACCACAUUUGAAUCUGCCACACCUGAAACAGCCACUUCUCCCUCAGAGAGCACAGAGCCGUCCACCUCUUUGCCAACGCGCUCCAUAAUUACUGCUAGUACUUCAGAAACGACCACUCAAAUCCUUAUGACUACAGUACACUUAACUCCUUUUCCAGAAACCACCACAGUUGAAUCCACAACAGCAGUGACAGCCACCUCUCCCUCAGAGAGCACAGAGCCCUCUACCUCUUUCCCUACAAGCUCCCUAAUUACUACUAGUACUUCGGAAACCACUACUCAACUCCCAAUGACCAUAGAACACUUAAUUACUUCUCCAGAGACCACCAUUUUUGAAUCCACCACACCAGAAACUGUCACUUCCCCUCCAGGGAGCAUGGUGCAUGGUACACCUUCAGAAAAGGUCAGUAUGAUGACUUCUCCUAGUAGAGAAACUGUGAGUUCUAUUCUGGAGAGCACAGCAUACUCCAUCGCUUUCCCAGAAACCACAAUGUUUAUAUCUGCCACAUCAGAAGCAGCCACUUCCACUUCAGCGAGCACAGUGCAUACUACCACUUCAGAAAAGAGCAGCAUGAUGACUUCUCCUAGUAAAGGAGCCAUUAAUCUUGUUUCAGGGAGCAGCAUGGUGUCCUCUAGCACGCCACAAUUAGCACAUUCUGCCUCAAAGAGCACCAUGAUGUCUAUGUUUCCUACAGAGAGCUCCAGGGGUACCGUUAUUCAUGAACAAACCUCCACUUCUGCUCCAGAGACUAUACUGUACUCUACAGGUUUCACAGAGAGCCCCAUGAUUGCCUUUAGCACAUCACAUACUGCCAGUUCAGCCACAAUGAACACAGCACCAUCUCCUAUAGCUCAGAGCUCAUCUUCUCCAGCGAGCACAGGACCCUCCACAUCUUCUCCAGGGAGCAGCACUAUGAAACCAGAAAAAUCCUUUGUGACUUUCCCCACCACUUCCCUUCUGAAGACAACAUUCUUGAUCCCUAUAAAAGGAGAGAGCUCUACUGGUACCACUUUGGUUUCUUCAGUCUCCCAGAAGAUGGAGUCAGUUAGUUCCUUUGAGAUGAAGACUAGCUUGGGCACCUUCUGGACUUCCACACCCCACAGAAUAUCAACUUCUACUUCAGAGACAAGGAGAGAAAAUAAGAACUAUUUUAUGUUUGAAUGGACAUUAUUAAGUAAAUAUUCAGAUCAGGAAGAUGAAUUUCAGCUUCUAGAGGACAUUUACUCUGGUCUGAGGGUCAAGUUCAGUAGUGGCAGCAGCAGGAGAAAGUGA
Molecule: messenger RNA, 2106 nt
Organism: Python bivittatus (Burmese python)
Lineage: Eukaryota; Metazoa; Chordata; Lepidosauria; Squamata; Pythonidae
Source: RefSeq, a predicted model, not a curated record